Molecule: messenger RNA, 242 nt
Organism: Symbiodinium sp. CCMP2456
Lineage: Eukaryota; Dinophyceae; Suessiales; Symbiodiniaceae
Source: the annotation of a GenBank genome assembly
GUCCACGAGGAGACGUUCUAUGCGUUGGAUGCAAAUAGCGGUGGGUUUGUUCCCCGGACAGGGGGAAGGCAUCAGCGGGCAGUUGCCUGCGCAGAAUUCCUCUGUGCGGUCUACAUCAGUGACUGCCAUGCCCGACGUCUACGUCUCGAGAUUCUGAUGACGGAGUUCCUCGUGGAAAAGUUCUUUCGCAAGGAGUCCACGGUCUUCCGCGACUGUUCAAAGCCCAGUCUUCCCGAUGCUGA